GCGGUGCGCUGGCUGCAGGAAGCCGCCGCGCUGCCGCUUUUGUUGUCAGGGACCCCGUGAGGAGCGCCGCUCUCCGCCCGCUCGCCGGGGGUACCCGCCCUCCGCUUCGGGGCCUGGGUCCCGGGCGCCCGCCCGCCCUGCUGAUGAGGGGGGCCCGCGGCCACCGCUGCCUGUGGCCCGGGGCGGCGCGGCGCUGAGGGGGCGGCGGCGCUGCCCGUCGGCGGGGAGUGGGCGGCCUCGGUCCCCGUCUCGAGGGCACCAUGGAGGUGAAUGCGGGAGGUGUAAUUGCCUACAUCAGCUCCUCCAGCUCAGCCUCCAGCCCUGCCUCAUGCCACAGUGAAGGUUCUGAGAAUAGUUUCCAGUCCUCCUCUUCUGUUCCGUCUUCUCCAAAUAGCUCUAAUUCUGAUGCCAAUGGUAAUCCCAAGAAUGGUGAUCUCUCCAACAUUGACGGCAUUCUGAAGAAUGAUCGAAUAGAUUGUCCUAUGAAAACAAGCAAAUCGAAUGCUCCCGGGAUGACUAAGAAUCACAGUGGUGUGACAAAGUUUAGUGGCAUGGUUCUACUGUGUAAAGUCUGUGGGGAUGUGGCGUCAGGAUUCCACUAUGGAGUUCAUGCUUGUGAAGGCUGUAAGGGUUUCUUUCGGAGAAGUAUUCAGCAAAACAUUCAAUACAAGAAGUGCCUGAAGAAUGAAAACUGUUCCAUCAUGAGAAUGAAUAGGAACCGAUGUCAGCAAUGUCGCUUCAAAAAGUGUCUGUCUGUGGGAAUGUCGAGAGAUGCUGUUCGGUUUGGUCGCAUUCCUAAGCGUGAAAAACAGAGGAUGCUAAUUGAAAUGCAAAGUGCGAUGAAGACCAUGAUGAACAGCCAAUUCAGUGGUCACUUGCAGAAUGACACCUUAGUAGAACAUCAUGAACAGACAACCUUACCAGCCCAGGAACAACUACAAUCCAAGCCCCAGCUGGAGCAAGAAAGCAUCAAAAGCUCUCCUCCUCCCUCUUCUGAUUUUGCAAAGGAAGAAGUGAUUGGCAUGGUGACCAGAGCCCAUAAGGAUACCUUUAUGUAUAAUCAAGAGCCACGAGAAAACUCGCUUGAGGGCGUACAGCCCCAGAGAGAACGGAUUCCCAAGAACAUGGAGCAAUAUAAUCUAAACCAUGACCAUUGUGGCAAUGGGCUUAAUAGCCAUUUUCCCUGUAGCGAGAGCCAGCAGCAUCUUAAUGGACAGUACAAAGGGAGAAACAUAAUGCAUUACCCACAUGGGCAUGCCAUUUGUAUUGCAAAUGGACAUUGUGUGAACUUUUCCAAUGCUUAUACUCAAAGAGUAUGUGAUAGAGUUCCAAUAGAUGGAUUUUCUCAGAAUGAGAACAAGAAUAGCUACCUGUGCAACACUGGAGGGAGGAUGCAUCUGGUUUGUCCAAUGAGUAAGUCUCCGUAUGUGGAUCCACAUAAGUCGGGGCAUGAGAUCUGGGAAGAAUUUUCAAUGAGCUUCACCCCAGCAGUCAAAGAAGUGGUAGAAUUUGCAAAGCGUAUUCCUGGGUUCAGAGAUCUCUCUCAACAUGACCAGGUCAAUCUUUUAAAGGCUGGGACUUUUGAGGUUUUAAUGGUACGAUUUGCAUCAUUAUUUGAUGCGAAAGAGCGUACUGUCACCUUUUUAAGUGGGAAGAAGUAUAGUGUGGAUGACUUACACUCAAUGGGAGCAGGAGAUCUGCUGAACUCAAUGUUUGAAUUUAGUGAGAAACUCAAUGCCCUCCAGCUCAGUGAUGAAGAGAUGAGUUUGUUUACAGCAGUAGUUCUAGUGUCUGCAGAUCGAUCUGGGAUUGAAAAUGUCAACUCUGUGGAGGCUUUGCAAGAAACCCUCAUUCGUGCACUCAGGACCUUAAUAAUGAAAAACCAUCCAAAUGAGGCCUCUAUUUUUACGAAACUACUUCUAAAGUUGCCAGAUCUUCGAUCUUUAAACAACAUGCACUCUGAGGAGCUUUUGGCCUUUAAAGUUCACCCAUAGGCCUUUGUUUAUUUGAACAUGCUACCUGUACAUUUUGUGCUAAAUGCUUAUUUAUAUGUGUAUACCAUAUGUGGAAGUAGAACAGACCUUUAAGACAAUACAAGAUUGUAGGCUAUCUCUGUAAUCAUGCAGUAGCUGUUUUGACCAAGAACUCUUCAGCCAUGAAUAGACAUUGACUGCAUCUCCCCAAUAGACCAAUUCGCUGUGUCGCACUUAAGACUGGAGAAAUUAUACUGAAUUAUAAUCACACUGAAUGUUAGACUUUUUCAUCUGCCAAAACCAAAAACCAUUUUGAUCUUCCUAUGGUAUAAAUGUAACACACAGUGACAAAUGUAGGAAGACUUAGAAAUUAAUCACUUGUAGUGGAAGUUCCGUUGGAUAUGGAAAUCUUAAUGCUACCACAAGACUGUCAGAUCUGGUAUUUGGAGACUUGGGGAGCUGGAAAAUCUCCAUGUUUGGAUUUUGUUCUGCCACUGUUAAAGUAUAUGAUCUUCGACAGUUACUUGGUUGUGGAAAGUGCAAAUUAAUAGUGUCCCCAAUGCCCCCACCUCAUAGAGCUACUAAAAAUGUUUAUAAAAAAUAUUUACCUCUUGAGAGAUAGGCACUAUGUAAAUAAGGUAAAGUUUUUGUCAUUGUAAUUACUCAUAACAUUUUCUUCUUUAUAAGCAUUUCUGAGAAAGCAUUUCACAGUCAUCACCAAUCUAUUCAGAGUUCCUGUAUAUGUGUGAAGUCACUGAUUCACACAAAGUCCAAGUUUAUGGACACAUAAAAUGCGUAGUAUGUGUACAUAGUGAAUAUAGUUAUACAUAGAUAUAUUUCUUCACAAUAUUUUAAACUGUGAAGAACUUUAUCAUAUGAUAAACUUAAAAACAAGGGGUGUCAAAGGACCCACAUUAGGUGCAUUGAACCUGUUGAUGACAUAACCAUUGCUUUAAAAUAUAUAGACAGUAGAAUAUUGGAUUUAUUCUCUAUUUUUGUUUAUUUAAGCAACACUUAAUGUAAAGGUGCAACAGGCAGUCCAAAUUUCAAAAAAUAUGUAUCACAGAAUUCUUCUUUGGUAAAAAUCUUUGGUUAAAGGUACUAAUUGUUUAGAAGUUCACUCAGAUUGUUACAUCAUGCUAAGAAUGAACAGUUGUGUUGCUACCCCUUACACAUAGGCUGCAGGCUGAUGAGAUUCCUUAUGGAAAAUUGAUUCAUGUUUAAGGAAACUGUUUACUAUGUUUGCAUCUAUGUGUGCACAUGUGCUAUUCUGAGUCAGCUUAUUUCCCCCUAUAUAACACUACAGGAUUUUGUCAAGUUAGACUUAAUCUAUAAUUUGAAUAAAACAGGUAGUGUGUGACCUACAGACUUAGAAAAGGUACAGUUGAAGACUUUACGCAAAUGUUGGCCUUAUUAAGUUAGACCAGCCUCUGUUUAUGACAGUGGGGGGAAAAGCCACAGUUUGUGAUUUUAUGUAUGUUUUUCUAUUUUUCUGGAAUACAGAGAUUGAUUGGAUUUUCUGGUAAGAUUUUCUUCAACAUAAUGUUUGAACUAUAUGAGAAAUGUAGAAAUGUUAACUCAUUUUACUCCACUAAAUCUGUUACUUUUAUGACAUGUGAACAGAAUGCCUUAUUUUAUAGUCUUAUUUUAACUUGUUGCUGCUGGGAUUUGAAUUUCUGUGGCACUAGGCUUAAAAAAAAGAAACCUCUUACAAAAGAGGAAAGAAGAUGAUGAUGUCUGUAGUACCAUAUGAACCAUAAUUGUGAUUUACCUUAAGUGGGUAUGACUUUUAUGGGAUAUACAGUUGUAGUUUUUGUGACUUCUUUAUGUGGUAGCAUUAUCUUUUUAUAUUUUUUCCUAAGAUAAACAAAUGCAUAGUUUUCUUCUAUGGGGGAUAGAAAUAGCUUUUUGAAGUAAUAUUGAAAACCUCAAAAAAUUAUGUUAAUUCUUAAUUUUUGCCUUUUGCAUAAGCGUCUUUAUAACAUGUAUCUUUAAAACAAUUAUGUCUUUAGGAAUAUGUACCCAGAAGAAUGUUAGUAUUGCUUAUUAAACUUGAGUUAGGUUCAAUAUAUACAUGUAUACAUCAAUAUAUAGGCAUAUAGAUUUGCAUAUUGUCUUGUGAAAUUUUAUUUGAAUAAAUCCUUCCUGUAGAUAAUGGAAAACAAGGUUACUAGUUCAUAUGUCACUCAUAGUAUUUCUGUAUUUGGAAAUAGCCCAAACAUGAAUUCUAAAAUUAAACCAGCAGCCUAUUUACAAGCACAUUCUUUGAUUGAGACCUGGUUACAAGAGCAAAGAAGAUUAACCAGGUUGGGGAGCUUCUGAGUUGGUGGGACACUGUUGAUUAAUUAAUAAUGUACUGUAUGAAUUAAGUGAUGCUUUAACUCUGGUUUUGUAUUUUUAAGUUUAAAUAUGGGCAUUAUGUCAGCAAACUUAAGGGCAUUAUGUCAGCAAGCUAAGCCAUUUUCUUUUCCUGUGCUUUUAAUGUAUCUUGACAUGAUAUAAGGAGAUUCUAGUUUUCAGAGAGAAAUAGUUGAGGGAAAGGGGAAACAUAGCACAAUGAAGCUUGUUCUUUUUUUGAUGGUUUAGUUACAGAUUAAGAAAUUAAAAGGAAAUUUCAGUGGCUUGAAGCACAUAGUUUUCACAUCUACAUUUCAAGAAAUUGACAUUGUAAUGCAGUAAGAGAUACUUUAUUUCAUGUGAGCAUUAUUGCAAAGCAAGGAGUAGAAGCUCAGCUACAUUUAUUACUGUGCAUGAGAGCAAAUGCUGUCUCAAUUGUUCUUUUGCUUUUUUCCAAUAUAAAGUUUGCUGAAUGUACAAGAAGAGUUUAUCACUUAGGAUAGUAACUUUUUUUUAGGGGUUGGGGGAGGGACUCUGUCAGGAGAUGAUCUUGGUUUGAUCCAAAAAAGAAAACUAUUCUUGAACUAAUAGGGAAAAAUAAAAUGGCUAUUGUCUUAAAAGGUGAUAGAAAUAUAUUGCUGACAGGGUAUGAGUUAAGAUUAUUUUCUACAACUGUAAUUGAUAAAGACAUGGAUAAAACCUUCAUGUCUCUGAGAAGUCAUCUGUACAUGGGGGGAGAGGAUAAUAAAAAUUAUUUCUAACCAAGAAAAGG
Molecule: messenger RNA, 5082 nt
Organism: Perognathus longimembris pacificus (Pacific pocket mouse)
Lineage: Eukaryota; Metazoa; Chordata; Mammalia; Rodentia; Heteromyidae
Gene: Nr1d2
Product: nuclear receptor subfamily 1 group D member 2
Exons: 8
Coding region: 261-1994 (577 amino acids)
Biological process (GO): positive regulation of transcription by RNA polymerase II; negative regulation of transcription by RNA polymerase II; hormone-mediated signaling pathway
Cellular component (GO): nucleus
Molecular function (GO): nuclear receptor activity; RNA polymerase II cis-regulatory region sequence-specific DNA binding; zinc ion binding
Source: RefSeq, a predicted model, not a curated record